This is a messenger RNA of Lobosporangium transversale, 676 nucleotides long. RefSeq lists its product as hypothetical. The coding region runs from base 59 to 469 and encodes 136 amino acids. NCBI's taxonomy places the organism in Eukaryota, Fungi, Mortierellomycota, Mortierellomycetes, Mortierellales, Mortierellaceae. The record is from RefSeq and is a predicted model, not a curated record. Gene Ontology annotation, molecular function: zinc ion binding; nucleic acid binding. The transcript is spliced from 3 exons.
GAAAAGUUCUCUUUCAUCACAUUCAUUAAAAAAAAACCCCCUCUCUCUCAUUGCUGCCAUGGGAAGACUUCGUCGUUCAAGAGUCCAUAAGGGUAUCCGAGAUAUCCAGCGUAAAUACCGCACCAAGCGUUAUAUGCGUGAUAUUGAUCAGAUUCAUGGAGAUAUCCAACCCGAGAAUGCUGAGAAGUUUCAAAAGCCAGAGCUUGACCCUGACCUUCCUGGAAUGGGCCAAUUUUACUGCAUUCCCUGCGCAAAGCAUCAUAUCAACAAGGAAUCGCUUUUGGAGCAUCAGAAAGGAAAGAUCCAUAAGAAGAGACUAAAGUUGUUGAAGGAGGAGCCAUACUCUCAAGCCGAAGCUGAUGCGGCAGCAGGACUUCAGAGAGCUGAUACCAAGGUCAAAAAACCCAAGAACACAACAACGACAACAACAACAGCCACAGGAGAGGCAAUGGAUGUCACUGAUGCAUAACACUUAUAACACCACUAUGACCUCAGCAUAAGAAGUAAAAAAAAAAAAAAGGAAAACUAUCGUAUUUCAUUAUUUCAUAUCUCCCACCUAUUUAGUAUUUUGGCAUUGCUUACAAUGAUCGCUUCCAUUAGAUUUAUAUCAUUAUUUUAACAAUCCUUACAUGUAACAUAGCAUUCAAAACCGGAAUAAAAAGUUUUAUUAUUUUAU